Heterocephalus glaber (naked mole-rat) is the source of this 2510-nucleotide messenger RNA. RefSeq names its product ADP-ribosylation factor 2. Gene Ontology annotation, molecular function: GTPase activity; GTP binding. Lineage: Eukaryota; Metazoa; Chordata; Mammalia; Rodentia; Bathyergidae. The record is from RefSeq and is a predicted model, not a curated record.
CUCAUUGUCUUUUGCAUUGGUCAGAUAUAUCUUCACUCACGGAACUUCGAGUUCAUUGGUACAUAGGCUCCAGGAGGCGGUGAGUAAUUGGUUGGUUGCUGUUCCUGCCCCUGCCCAGACGCCAUUUUCCUGCGGGGAGUUGAAAUCCUAAAGGCUGAAGUGUUGCUAGUGGUUUUUGUAAAGGUGAUCAUAACGGCGACAGGUUACAGAAUACAGUUACAAUGGGGAACAUUUUUGAAAAGCUCUUUAAAAGUCUAUUUGGAAAAAAAGAGAUGCGGAUUCUUAUGGUGGGUUUAGAUGCAGCUGGAAAAACCACCAUCUUAUAUAAAUUAAAACUGGGAGAGAUUGUGACGACCAUCCCUACAAUAGGCUUCAAUGUGGAGACAGUAGAAUAUAAAAAUAUCAGCUUCACAGUCUGGGAUGUUGGUGGCCAGGACAAAAUCAGACCUUUGUGGCGACAUUACUUCCAGAACACCCAAGGUCUGAUUUUUGUAGUUGACAGUAAUGACAGAGAGCGGGUCAAUGAAGCCCGGGAAGAACUAACUAGAAUGUUAGCAGAAGAUGAGCUCAGAGAUGCAGUUUUAUUGGUGUUUGUGAAUAAACAGGAUCUUCCCAAUGCCAUGAAUGCAGCAGAAAUAACGGACAAGCUUGGCUUACAUUCCCUUCGCCAGAGAAACUGGUAUAUUCAGGCUACUUGUGCUACCAGUGGAGAUGGGCUUUACGAAGGCCUAGAUUGGCUCUCCAACCAACUGAAAAACCAGAAGUGACCAGAAGCAGUUCAUUCCUUGUGGAUUGUGACAAAAUCAGCUGGCCUCUUCUGUGUGCAUGUGUGUGAAUGAGGAGCCCAUGUGGCUGUGUGGCUGGGAGUAGGGGCAGCUUUCUCACACCGUGCCUUAUACAUGCUAUAAGAAAACCAGUAUUACAUUGUAAACACUAUUUUCCAUUUCAGUGGCUUUGAUGAUCAUUUUUGCAGUUGGUGGAGGAACUCAGAGAGGGGGCUCUCUGGUCUGUGAUAGCCAGAGUAGUCUUCAGGGUAGAAAGGAGAAUUGGAAUGUGGACAGGAUCAGUUGUUGUAGUCCUGGGUUUGUAUCGCUGCACACCCGGAGUCCUGUUAGACUUUGGUAUCUUUUUGUAAAAAGGGAGGAAUGAAUUAUCCUUUCCCAUUACUGUAAACCCUACAGCUCAUCAUUUUUCAGUGUUUUUAAACAGAAGGUCCUCAAGAAAAAAAAGGUACUUGCCUACUGCAAGUGUGAAGAGGUUCAGAUUGGAAUGUUCCCUUAAGUUCUAUUUUAGCCCCAACUCCCUGUUGAACAUGCUUUACUUAAAGAAAUCAGUGAUCUUUUUUGCUAGAAUUUCAGGACAGUAACAGUAGAAAAUUUUCCAGCCCUUCUCUUUUUCUUUUUGCCAAAUGGAGACUUUUUGAGGGAGUCACCCAGGUUGAGACCAAGGUUCUUUCCUAGAGCCCCAUGGUCCAUAGUGGAGUGAGAGUCAGGUGGAGGAAGUGAGAUAAGGGCACAUUUAUGUUCUGGUGUCAUUGUCUCAGGUUUCAGGCUCCGAGGCUGCUGCCCCCACUUCUCUGGUCUGUGCUGAAGCUUCUGGAUGUGAAACAGGAGGCUCACACUUGGCUGAUGUUUCUGUCAUCAUGUAUAGCUGUCUUAGUUGACCUUAAGCUUUUGGUUAGUUUCUGUUCCCAGAACUACACACCUGUAAGUUUUGAGAUUUUAUGAGAGAUUGAAGAAGUUAAUUUUGGGGAUGAAGUUCCUGGCAACUCCUAGUAUAGUCCCCCAGUUGGUGCUAAAUUUUUUUGUGAAAAACAUAUUUUGUCCAGACCACUUUCCAUAGCACUGACUCCCUUUCUUUUCUUUUCUUUUUUUUUUUUUUUUGUACCGGGGAUUGAACUCGGGUCCCUGCACUUGCAAGGCAGGUGGCAGAACCACUAAGCUAAAUCCCCAGCCCAACUGACUCCCUUUCUUGAUGGCAAAAAUGUCUUAGAAACUUUGGAAACAUGCUUUAUGUUAACUUCUAAAUAUUAAUAAAAAUGGCCUAGAGAUGAGCUGGAUUCCCUCAGUCUGAGGUUUUUUGCACAGACAACCAUCAGCCACAUUGAUAACUAAGCACUCCCAUUAUUUAACCUUUUAAAAUAAAUCUUGAUUCAAAUUAAAGGGAUGGGAGGGUAUAAGGUAAAUUUUUAAUAAAAGUAAAUACUGUUUAUUGAUAACAAGUUAUACUAGGGAAAAAUUUCAUGCAAUGGUAAAUGUGGGGUGUAAUAUUUUUCUUUAAAACAUUAACCUUAAAGAAUGCUCGUUGCAACAGUGGCAAAUCCAGAUUUGAUUUGUUACCAUGGAAUAAUUCUUUGAGAAAUAUUUAGAUUGUGUGUGCCUCAAAUUUGCAGGGACUGUAUCUUAACAAUUUUGUAUUUGUGCUCAGUACAUUUGUACCUGCUAUGGUGCUAGGCCUCAUUAAACACUUGUUGACUGGUUGGACAAUAAAGGACUUACUUUGGAAGGACA